AUAAACAUUACGGAAAUAUUACUACGUUUUUAGUUUUUAAAUACAUUGGUCUUUGAUAAUAUAUUAUUUUCACCUUUAACUUGGGUUCUUCCAUUUUUCCUUCUAACUUCCCUUGUCUUCUUGUGCAAUAGGAAAGAAAAAAGAAUCAAAGAAUUUGGUUUGAAUUUUUAUUUGUAUGCAUAUGUAUAAAUAUUGAGUGAGAAAGAUUGAAGUGAAAGAGUGUGUAGAAAAUGAGGCCACAAAUAGUAUUAUUUGGGGACUCAAUCACUGAACAAUCUUUCAGAUUAGGUGGUUGGGGUGCUUCUCUUGCUGAUACUUAUUCUCGCAAGGCUGAUAUAUUGAAUCGUGGGUAUGGUGGAUACAACACUAGAUGGGCAUUGUUCUUGCUCCAUCACCUAUUUCCACUGUCAACAAGGUUAGUAGUGAGGGACAAGAGGAGAGGCACUGUUCAAUUUGUUGUCCUUCAGUGGGAUUCGACAAUGGAUAAUCCAACACCUCCUGUUGCUGCCACUAUAUUUUUUGGAGCCAAUGAUGCUGCUCUUUUGGGAAGAACCAGUGAAAGACAACAUGUACCACUUGAGGAAUAUAAGGAAAACCUAAGAAGAAUUAUACAACAUUUUAAGAAAUGCUCCCCGUCAAUGCUGCUAUUGCUGAUAACUCCACCACCAGUUGAUGAAGCAGGACGGUUUGGACAUGCAAGGUCUAUGUAUGGAGACAAGGCAAUGCAAUUGCCAGAAAGGACAAACGAAGUGGCUGGAGAGUAUGCAAAACAGUGUGUUGAAUUGGCAAGGGAGCUAGGUCUCCCUUCCAUCAAUCUAUGGUCUAAAAUGCAGGAAACAGAGGGUUGGCAAAUAAAAUUCCUCAGUGAUGGCUUACAUCUUACACCAGAAGGCAAUGCCAUCGUUUACCAAGAAGUCGUUAAAGUGCUCAAUGAAACAAGUCUCUCUGCCACGAAGAUGUCUUCUGAUGUCCCUCACCAUUCAGAAAUCGAUGGGCAAAACCCCGAGAAGGCCUUCAAGCUACAAUGCCCUGCUAUCUAACCCUAUAUUCUGUCCUUUAUGUAUCAACGAAAAACCAGCAUUCAAGAGUAGCAAUUGGUUUCAGAGGUAUAUAGAGACGCUUUCAUCAGCAAUUGAUUUUAAGACAGAUGACAGUUGAAUAAUCUAUAAAAGAAUCCUAUUCGAAUUGAUUUAUAUACAGAAAAUUCUCUGUACCUUGAUGAACAUAGACGUUUUGGAUUGUGUAUACAACCUCCUCAACAUUGUGGUCUGAAAUGUUAUGCCUUCAAUAGUAUCUACAGGUUUGAAAUGCAA
Messenger RNA from Lycium ferocissimum, 1313 nucleotides. RefSeq names its product GDSL esterase/lipase At5g62930. The record is from RefSeq and is a predicted model, not a curated record. The transcript is spliced from 7 exons. The coding region runs from base 231 to 1040 and encodes 269 amino acids. NCBI's taxonomy places the organism in Eukaryota, Viridiplantae, Streptophyta, Magnoliopsida, Solanales, Solanaceae.